UGAUAAAGUAACCGUUGACGGUUUUCUCUUGUUCCUGAAAAAGCUUUUUCUCUCUGCUUAAGCAAGCAAUAUAUGCUUAAGAAACCCUAAUUACUCCUCAAAGUAUCUCUUCCUUCUUCUCCUUCCUGUAAUUAUUUGCGGUUACAAAAUUAAAAAACGCUCUCACUCCAUUUUUCUGAUUCUAUGGCGGAAACUAGUUUAUCGUUGAUAGUGCCAAACACAAAGAAGAAAACACCUCAAUUUUCUUCUUCUUCUUCAGUUGAGCUUUUUUGUAGGAACACUUUGUUCUAUGAUAAGCUUCCUUCACAACCUUUAAGGCUUUCUGUUCUCAAAUUAGACGGUUCUUCUUUCGAUAUUCAAGUUUCGAAGACCGCAACUAUUGCAGAGCUUAAGGAUGCUGUGGAAGCUGUUUUUAGUUACUCGCCUCAGCACGGUCCAGGCAAAAUUUCAUGGCCACAUGUUUGGGGGCAGUUUUGCUUAUGCUAUGAUGGAAUGAAGCUAGUCACAGAGGAGGAUCAUCUUAGAAAUUAUGGCGUCAAGGAUGGCGACCAGCUCAAUUUCAUCCGUCAUGUAUCAAACAAUUGUGGUGUUCAAAGAAAGCGGUCAAAGAAAAGAGUUUUCCAUAUGAAACAAAACAGGAGGUGCAAGUCGUCGCAAGUGAGUUACUGCAAACAGAACGAAAAUUGUGAUGAUGAUGACAACGACAUUGGCUCUGAUGAGGAAGCCUUAGAGAAUGCAGAGACCAAGCACCAAAUUGAAAAACUGCAUGUUAGAAAGAACAAGUUUACUGGCUUUGUGGGAGAGUUAUUGCACACACCGCUGGCAGUCGUGAGAAAAACUAGAACUCAAAACCAGAUUUUCCCGUCUACAAUUUCCAAGUGUUUGAUCGGCGGUCUUAAAAAGAUUAGAAGGAUUGUAUCCUUUGGCAGGAGGAAGCAGUAUCCUACACGGAGACAGUAUCAAUAGUAUUUCGCUAAGCCUCGUAACAUAUGCUAUGCAAGCUUUGACCCCUUGUAAAUUUUUUGAUUCAUCCAUUCAAUGUUCAUGUGAAAGUUUCCAAACACUUGAACUAGUCCCAUGAUAAUUUGUAUAAGAGUGGUUGGAAAAUACCUUUUGGAGUCCAGAUGUAAUUGAUUCUGGUGAUAGUGGAAUGAAUAAUUUAUGUUUGUUCUCUA
This is a messenger RNA of Trifolium pratense (red clover), 1175 nucleotides long. RefSeq lists its product as uncharacterized. NCBI's taxonomy places the organism in Eukaryota, Viridiplantae, Streptophyta, Magnoliopsida, Fabales, Fabaceae. The transcript has 5 exons. Gene Ontology annotation, cellular component: U12-type spliceosomal complex. The record is from RefSeq and is a predicted model, not a curated record. The coding region runs from base 184 to 966 and encodes 260 amino acids. Gene Ontology annotation, biological process: mRNA splicing, via spliceosome.